AGUCGCGAUUCAAGCACUGUACUGGUUGUGUCUCUUGACUCAAAGCGGCAGAGCAGAUCUUGGUGAAGUGCUUAAGGAGGUUUAUAAAGCAGACGCCGCCUUUCCACUUCCAGGGCGAGUACAAGCAAGAUGCUCCGCCCACAAUUGUCUCGUGGCGGCGUCUCCCUCGCGCGCAUGGCUGCUGCAUCGACGCGGGCUUCGUCUUCGGCUUCGGCUUCUGCAACGCGUGUCUGUAAUGGAUUUCAAAAGACAGAGAGAAAAAUGUGCAUCGAGACAUCAAAGCUUAAUUUUGUCAACCCGUUAAGACAAGCAUCCACCUUUUCCAACGUGACAAAUAACUCCCAAGUAUUCGUAUCUGCAGCGGAACCAGAUGAUAAAGCCGCCAUGUUGAAGAUACACUGGGGGGACAGCAAGACGGACCUAUACCCUUUCAUAUGGCUUCGUGACAACUGCCAGUGUCCUCAGUGCUUCGAGAGCUCGAGCCGCUCCAGAAAAUUGCUUCUGCAAGACCUCUCGCGGGACGUUCACCCCAUCGCCGUGGAGGUACCGAAGGACGGCCGGAGUGUCUCUCUGAGCUGGUCUGACGGCCAUAGCUCCGUCUUCUCGUCCUCUUGGCUCCACCGCAGGGCCUUCAACAGCAGCAGUAGAAACCAGCGCCUCGGGGACAUUAAACUGAAAAAGAUCCUCUGGGAUGCUGCAAAAAUGAAAGACUUGCCUCAGGCCAACUUCUCCGACCUCCUGGCAAACGACAAGGCCCUCCUCAGGUUCCUGCAGGAGGUGGAGGAGCUCGGGCUGUGCAUCGUGAAGGAAGCUCCCACGAAGAGCGGCCAGCUCGAGCGUCUCACGAAGAGGAUUGGCCACCUGAAGAGAACGCAUUACGGUCUUACGUUCACGGUCAAAGUCAAGGCAAACGCUAACAACUUGGCCUACACUGAGAAAUCUCUCAACCUGCACGUCGACCAGCCUCACCUCGAGGACAAACCAGGGGUCCAGCUGCUACACUGCAUCAGCCAGUAUGAAGGCCACGGAGGAGACAACCUCUUGGUGGACUCCUUCUGCGUCGCCGAGAAGCUGCGAGAAGUGCACCCUGAGAAAUUCAAACUCCUCACAGACACUCUCGUCGACUUCUACGACAUCGGUGUGGAAGAUGGGAUAAAUUUCCAUGCUAUUAAUCAAGAACCAACUAUAAAUUUGGAAAUAAGUCGGUUUCAUAUCAGUCGUUUGGGAAUAACAGUCGGUUUACAUAUUCAGUUUAACAGUCGGUUUGUCCACACCUUGGGGUUUAAUCAGUCGCAUUCAGUCGGUUUACGUUUCCCAGUUUGGCAGAGCCCACCAGGGUCUGAUUCUUCAACAACCAUGCUAGUGCCAUUCGUGCAGGCGGACAGCGACGUGGGGCGCCUGGUGCGAUGCCAUGAUGAACUACCAUGA
Molecule: messenger RNA, 1428 nt
Organism: Penaeus vannamei (Pacific white shrimp)
Lineage: Eukaryota; Metazoa; Arthropoda; Malacostraca; Decapoda; Penaeidae
Source: RefSeq, a predicted model, not a curated record